AAAAAAUAUCCAUAGGUUUAGGAGGUUGGGAAUCCACUUGACAGGUCCAGUCGGAGGCGAUCCUAGGUGGCUGCCGUGACAAAGGGAGGGCGGGGGGGUGGAGGGAAAAGAAAAGGAACAACCACAAUAACAACAACAACCCCAAAACCAAACCAGGACCGAACCGGUGCGGUUUUUCCAGCAUGCUCACUGACCCCGAUUUACCCCCGGAGUUUGAAAGGAUGUCUUCCAAACGACCAGCCUCUCCAUAUGGGGAAGCAGAUGGAGAGGUAGCCAUGGUGACAGGCCGACAGAAAGGGGAAGAAGAGGAGAGCGAGGGGCUCCAAGCCUUUCACCUUCCUUUGCAUGUGACUUUCCCCAACAAGUCUCAUUCCGAGGAAUUUCAGCCCAUUUCCCUGCUGACGCAAGAGACUUGCGGCCAUAGGACGCCCACCUCCCAACAAAACACAUUGGAAGUCGAUGGCAAUAAAGUGAUGUCUUCGUUCGCCCCACACAACUCAUCUACCUCGCCGUCUAAAGCAGAAGAAGGUGGGCGUCAAAGUGGAGAAUCCUUGUCCAGCACAGCUCUGGGAACCCCUGAAAGGCGCAAAGGCAGCCUCGCAGAUGUGGUGGACACCCUGAAGCAGAGGAAGAUGGAGGAGCUGAUCAAAAAUGAACCAGAAGAAACCCCUAGUAUUGAAAAGCUACUAUCAAAAGAUUGGAAAGACAAGCUCCUGGCCAUGGGAUCAGGGAACUUUGGAGAAAUAAAAGGGACUCCAGAAAGCCUGGCGGAGAAAGAACGGCAGCUCAUGGGCAUGAUCAAUCAGCUGACCAGUUUGCGGGAGCAGCUGCUGGCCGCUCACGACGAGCAGAAGAAGUUGGCUGCCUCCCAGAUCGAGAAGCAGCGCCAGCAAAUGGAGCUGGCCAAGCAGCAGCAAGAACAGAUUGCAAGACAGCAGCAGCAACUCCUGCAACAGCAACACAAGAUUAACCUUCUUCAGCAACAGAUCCAGCAGGUCCAAGGUCAGCUGCCGCCAUUAAUGAUUCCAGUGUUCCCUCCAGACCAGCGGACUCUCGCCGCAGCUGCCCAGCAAGGAUUCCUCCUCCCUCCGGGUUUCAGCUACAAAGCAGGCUGCAGUGACCCUUACCCCGUUCAGCUGAUCCCGACAACCAUGGCAGCUGCUGCCGCGGCAACCCCCGGCUUAGGCCCGCUCCAACUGCAGCAGUUGUAUGCUGCCCAGCUUGCCGCAAUGCAGGUAUCCCCAGGAGGAAAGAUGCCCGGCAUCCCCCAAAGCAACCUCGGUGCAGCGGUCUCGCCAACCAGCAUCCACACAGACAAGAGCACAAACAGCCCUCCGCCCAAAAGCAAGGACGACGCGGCCCAGCCGCUGAACCUGUCGGCGAAAACCAAGAUGUCGGAAAGCAAGUCGCCCACGUCGCCCACGUCUCCUCACAUGCCGGCGCUGCGAAUAAACAGCGGGAGCAGCUCCCUGAAAUCUUCGGUGCCAGCAACGUUAGCCAGCCCUUCGGCCCGAGUUAACACAAUAGAUAUCCUUUCCUCUAUCACGUCGUCAGGUUACUUAAAUGACCACGAUGCUGUUACCAAGGCGAUCCAGGAAGCCCGGCAGAUGAAGGAGCAGCUACGGAGAGAGCAACAGGUGCUUGAUGGAAAGGUGGCCGUCGCAAACAACCUGGGCCUGAACAACUGCAGGACAGACAAGGACAAAACGACACUGGAGAACUUGACUCAGCAAUUGGCGGUGAAACAGAACGAGGACGGGAAGUUUAGCCACGCUAUGAUGGAUUUCAACAUGAGCGGAGACUCUGACGGAAGUGCUGGGGUCUCAGAAUCCCGAAUUUACCGGGAAUCCAGAGGACGUGGGAGCAACGAGCCGCACAUCAAGCGCCCAAUGAAUGCCUUUAUGGUGUGGGCUAAAGACGAACGACGGAAGAUCCUACAGGCCUUCCCUGACAUGCACAACUCCAACAUCAGCAAAAUACUGGGAUCUCGCUGGAAAGCGAUGACGAACCUCGAGAAGCAGCCGUACUACGAGGAGCAGGCCCGGCUCAGCAAGCAGCACUUGGAGAAAUACCCAGACUACAAGUACAAGCCCAGGCCGAAGCGCACCUGCUUAGUGGACGGGAAGAAGCUGCGGAUCGGGGAAUACAAGGCAAUCAUGCGCAACAGGCGCCAGGAAAUGAGGCAGUACUUCAAUGUCGGACAGCAAGCACAGAUCCCUAUAGCGACAGCUGGCGUCGUUUACCCGGGAGCCAUCGCCAUGGCAGGGAUGCCUUCGCCGCACCUGCCCUCGGAACACUCGAGCGUGUCGAGCAGCCCGGAGCCGGGGAUGCCCGUCAUCCAGAGCACUUACGGCAUCAAAAGUGAGGAGCACUCCCACAUCAAAGAGGAGAUGCAGACCGAUGACGUCAACGGCGGGAUGUACGACGAGUACGACGAAGAAGAGGACGACCCCGACGUGGACUAUGGCAGUGACAGUGAAAACCACAUUACAGGACAAGCCAACUGAUCAGGGGUCUGGAUUCUCAGAGCUGACCUUGCAGGACUUCAUUGGAAAGCCCCAUCUGGUUUCUCGUCCGGUGGCCAAGCACACGAACUUCAAUCCUUGUACACUGACUGUUACUUAAAACUUUUAGUCUUAACUAGUUUGGGGACAACAGCUGAUGAACAGACAUUGGCCCACGUGGAAAACUUUUUAAAAGCAAACCGAAUUUUUGUUUUGUUUUUGUUUUUUUUAAAAAAAGAAGAGAGACCACGGCUCAGAGUAAAAAAAACCGUGAUAAGAAAAGACGACCCGUGACAAAAACGCGAGGACGAAAUAAGCUAUGGGUAACAUAAUGCCAGUAAUUCAGCUGCUAUACCCGAGCGCUGAAGUUUUACCCAUUCAACCUUUUAUUACUAUUUUUUUUUCAAAUAAACUUUAUGGCUGUUUGUUCUACAAUGUUCUAGAAAAAUUCUCACUCAGGUACACAGUGCCAACAAGUGGCUUGUGAAUGUGUUCUGUUGUUUUGUGCUACAGUUUAAAGGAAAAAAAAUAAGAUUUUUUUGGGGGGGGUGGGGGUGGGAAGGGGGCGAUGCACCUGACAGGGAAAAACAGAAGCGACGAGAAAAGUUCGUUAGGUUUCCCCCUCCAGUCUUUCCCCGUUCUUUUUUCUUCUUCUUUCCCAAGUUAGGAUUCAAGGCCCAUGUGCAUCCGAGUGGAAUCAGUUGAGGCCCACGUGGCGUCUUCAUUCGCUGCCCAUCCUGCUCCGUGCCAAGGAAAAGAUACGAGUCCGUGAGAGCUGUGACUCGUACACAGAGCCACAUGACAGUCUAUGCUGGUGCAAUCCAAUGAUUCUGCGGACCACAAUAAACCUCUGCCCAAUAUUGUGGUAUCACGGCCCACGCGUUGUGUACAUAGGACACGUUACCCGUAGCAAAGAGCAAGAAUCGUAGCGUGGACUGCCACAUGGGCCUCAGCGGAACGUAACGUUUGGUUCCCUUUCCUUGACACCUCACCCCCAACAAUCAGUUCCUUCUUUCUUAAAUGGGACCUCUUUUCACCGAUUGCACACCAGAUGUAGUCUUUGAGCAAGUGCCAAAUUUGUACUAAUGUGCUGAACUACUUCCAUUUCGUGUGCGUGCGUAUCCCAGUCGGUUGUCUUUUUCUUCCUUUGUUUCAUCUUCAGUCUUACGUUAGGGCAGUGACGUUAUCUUAGACAAUCCCUGGAGAACCCGACGACCAGCAGCUGGUGAGAUUUAUUAUUAUUAUUUCUUAACUGUAAAGGAAAUUGUAGGUGCUGUUCUCAGGUGACAAAGACAGAGAGAGAGAAGAAAUUUAGUGAAAAGAAAUAUUUUAUGACCUUGGAUUUGUGUGUGUGUGUGUGUGUGUAUGCACAUGGGUGUGUGUUUAUGGUACUAACAAGAAUUAAACAUCAGACAAUUGGAAAGGAAAAAGUAUACGGUCAGAUACGAAUCACAUAUUCCUUAAGUCACUGAGUCUGUCUGGUAUCCUUAAUUUACUCUUCAAGCAGUUAUCUGUUGACGUGAAUUUUCUAGUUCUUGCAUUUUACAUGCAGCAAGAAGGAACAUAAAGUAUUAACCUCCUGCUGAGAGUAGAGGAACGAGGGUUGGCCGGUGCCUUGUGGCAUUUUUUAGGCGUAGAAGAAUAGAUCCUGACUUAAAAAAAAAAAGUGUUUGUAGCUUGUAUCGUAAGGAAAGCUCUCAGAACACCCAGUCUAAAUAGCCGCUGCCCAAAUAAGUCAAACAACAUUUCGAUUCGACUCAGACAUACAGGUCCUAGUAAAAUCUGGUUGGAGGUGAACGAGCUUGGAUCUCAGACAUGUGCCUACUCAGGCCCACAGACACGAUACCUUGUGUACCAGGCCCAUAUCUCAUGUGACCAGAGAUAUGGGCGAUUCGCUCACGAUUCGCUUAUUCCCCCUUGAUUCACUCACAAUCCGCUCAGGAUCUUCAUCUUCCAAUAGAAGGAUAGCACCGAUUGGGCAAGAUGAGAGAGUUUCACCCAAAAUGUCAUUCAUUCUGGUCCUCAGGAUGUAUACUCCUAAGACCCAAUCCUGUCCGUCCGUCUGUCCCCUGCCCCCACGUGAAGCAUGCUACUUUGGGCCUUUACAUCUGAACGGAGCCUUUGAUUUGAGUGUUCUAAAUUGGUAUGCCGGCCCAACGUUGCGAAAUGAAGUGUGGGCCUACUAUCAUCCCUGAGAAAUCCAUUUCUCCUUCCAAAACUACCAGGUCCUUGGUUAUUCAAAAUCCAUUUUUUGUUAAAAGGAGCAGCAGUGGCAUAGGCAGUUAAGAGCUGAUGUAUCUAAUCUGGAGGAACCGGGUUUGAUUCCCAGCUCUGC
Molecule: messenger RNA, 4839 nt
Organism: Sphaerodactylus townsendi
Lineage: Eukaryota; Metazoa; Chordata; Lepidosauria; Squamata; Sphaerodactylidae
Gene: SOX5
Product: SRY-box transcription factor 5
Exons: 15
Coding region: 183-2507 (774 amino acids)
Biological process (GO): positive regulation of chondrocyte differentiation; regulation of transcription by RNA polymerase II; cell fate commitment
Cellular component (GO): nucleus
Molecular function (GO): RNA polymerase II cis-regulatory region sequence-specific DNA binding; DNA-binding transcription factor activity, RNA polymerase II-specific
Source: RefSeq, a predicted model, not a curated record